This is a messenger RNA of Scatophagus argus, 2193 nucleotides long. RefSeq names its product shisa family member 3 (gene shisa3). Bases 703 to 1569 code for a protein of 288 amino acids. The record is from RefSeq and is a predicted model, not a curated record. NCBI's taxonomy places the organism in Eukaryota, Metazoa, Chordata, Actinopteri, Scatophagidae. The transcript has 2 exons.
AAAGUUUUUUCGCUCAUUAUUGUGUAUUUUUGAGGUAUUCAGUCACCCGCUCGCAGCGAGUUUCUCAUUAUAACGACGUGCAGGUUGUGCUUUUUCAUCUCACUGGCGGAAAUGCUUCACGUUUACGGACACCGGCAGCGACUUAAGUCUGCAAAAGCGCUGCUGUUAUUUAUUCAGCAGCCUGCAUAAGCUGCGUCCAGGUCGUCUCUUAUGCACAAAAAGCUAAUUAGGAUAAUUAACGCCUGUCAUUUGGGCACCGUGAAGGCUUUGAGCACGCGAGGCGAACGCAGCUCCUCGUGUACGCGCACGUCCUGUUAAUGGGCUUUACGUGCGCGCGUACAGAGUCACAAAAGCAGAGGGUCUCCAGUGUCGAGGGCGCACAACUUCUGCACCGACAUCAGCACGCCAUCGCAGGGGCAAACCGGAGGGAAAGCAGCGAGUUUGGACUAGAAGUUCUGCACGAGAAGUUGGGAUUUGAAGAAGUGGCUUGAAGAUAAGUUCAGGAUUCUCUCGCUUUGCGUUUCGGCUCCAAACUGUGUGGGUGUUGGAAAGAUGACGGUGACAUAACUGUAAGUGUUCGGAUCCGCUCGCUGAGUCUCUGUGACCUCAAUGAAGAGUCUCUAAGCCGGACUGAUACACUCAGUGUCCCGGAGCCGAAGCCCACAGGACGCCGGGAACCGUGAACCCCAGCGGCUUGCCGGGAUGGUGCGCCUGCUCAGCUGCCUGCUGCUGGGAUAUCUGACCUGGAAUCUGCGGAUAUCGGACGCACAGGGGGAAUACUGCCACGGAUGGCUGGACUCUAAUGGGAAUUAUCAUGAGGGUUUCCAGUGUCCGGAGGACUUUGACACCAUGGACGCCACGGUGUGCUGCGGCUCCUGCUCGCUGCGCUACUGCUGCGCGGCCGCGGACGCACGGCUGGACCAGGGCAGCUGCACCAACGACAGGGAGGUGGACAACACCGAGUUUGCAGCGCAGCCCGUCUACGUGCCCUUCCUGAUGGUGGGAAGCAUCUUCGUCGCCUUCGUAGUGGUCGGCUCUCUGGUGGCCGUCUACUGCUGCACCUGCCUGCGGCCCAAGCAGCCGACCCAGCAGCCCAUUCGCUUCUCCCUGCGCAGCUGCCAGGGCGAAACCAUCCCCAUGAUCCUCACCACCGCUCCCCCGAGCCUCCGAGCCCCGUCGCGACAGUCCAGCACAGCCACCACCAGCUCCAGCUCGGCGGGAGGCGGCAGCUCCGUGCGGAGGUUUUCUCUCGGAGCUCAGGGGCAGCAGCAGCAGCAGCAGCAUAGCUGCCUGGUGUCCACCAAUGUGUCUUCGUCAGCCUCCACCCCGACCCAGACCCCUCAGACUCUGCUCCCACCUCCACCUCCCCCUUACACAUCCCCGCCAGCACUCAUGUCAGGAGGCAUCCAGCACCCCUCCACCCACACCCAGCUACAGCUCCACCAGCCCUCCACGCCCUCGCACCCCUCUCAGACCACUGGGUUCCUCCUGCCGCAGCAGUACUUCUUCCCCCUGCAGCCCGAUGCCUUCGCAGCGGCCAAGGGCUUCGCCGACUUCGGACAGAGCUGACAGGGCUCCCAGCAGGGGAAUGCAAGAUGGGAUGCGAGGACAAACACAUCGCAACGCAGCUGGUGGUGUUUGGGCGGAAGGCCCAGCUCAGUGGACACAGCGAAUGCGACGUGGGGGUGAGAGACUUUAGUACAACAAAGCUGCUGUGGUGAAGUAACGUGGCCUGGGGCGUUCACCCAUCCUCAUCGCAGGACACGCGAGCAGACGUGUGGGAGGCAGGAACAGCUUUGAAUAUUGUGCACUUUUAUAUUGUAAACAGAACUCACUGACCUGCAUUUUAGUUUUUAUACGUGCUGUUUUUCAAGGUGACAGCUGGCAAAUAUGGACUGAAAAUUUUAGUUUAUCACACAACUUAAAGAAAAGAGAAAUACAGUGUAGAUGGCACUGACACCGUCGCUCUGAGACUCUGAAUACGACAUAGAAAUAGAUGUUGGAAACCAGGGAAAUAUUUUUGGUUUUGACAAUCGCAAGGACCUCCGGAAAAGAGAGGACCUGAUACACAAAGGACAUUUUAUUUUGGAGGAAAUGUGGACUUUUCUAAAAUAUUGUACAGGUAUUGUAGCCAGAGCAGGGUUGUCAUAUUGAUUCUCUAAUUUACAGCAAAUAAAACGUUGUUUCUCAGUA